Molecule: messenger RNA, 1352 nt
Organism: Gossypium raimondii (Peruvian cotton)
Lineage: Eukaryota; Viridiplantae; Streptophyta; Magnoliopsida; Malvales; Malvaceae
Product: RNA-directed DNA methylation 4
Exons: 10
Coding region: 114-1187 (357 amino acids)
Source: RefSeq, a predicted model, not a curated record
AUUGCCCUCAGAAUUUACACGAAAGUUAAGAGGACUAAUUAAAGCCUUAACCCCCUCUCCAUUCUUCCUCAACGAAGCUUAAACCCUAACCUCUUUGCAACCAACCAAAACCCAUGGCAAGUAACGGCGAAAGCUCUUCAACUCCGCCUCAAUCGACGACCGAUAAGCCUGUGAUUGUUAGGGUUAAGCGCAAAGUCUCUCAGUUUCGUCUUGAUGCUUUCUGGCUGGAAAUCAAUGAGAGACCUUUGAAACGCCCCUUUUCUGAUUUUGAGAAACUAUCGAUAUCUGAAUCGUCCCAAAGAGAGGAGUUGAAGAGUAAGAAAGUAUUUGUGCGGCAUGUGGAUACACUGACAAGCUCUCAGGCUACAGUUGAUAUUGUGCAAUCUUUUAUACCGAAUUCUGCUGAUGUUACUGACGGUAAUACAAAGAGUCAGGAAGGAAGGCGCCCUCAGAAAACCAAUUAUCGUCAAGAGCAGCUAUCUAAAUCCAUCCAAAAGCAAGAGGAAAUGGCAAAAAAUGCUCGUUUUGAACAAAUAUGGAGGAGCAGAAGAGGUAAAAAAGAGGCAGUUGAUGAAAUGUACCAUUUCUAUGAUGUUCUUCGUGUUGAGGUUGAGGAAAAGUCUAAUAGCAUGCAAAUUGAAGAGGAAUCCUUGGAAGAUCGCGAGCUUUUAUCUAGUUAUUUGCCUCUAUUAAGAGAGUUUAUCCCUGCAGCUGCUGCUGAAAUUGAAUCUGAUAUUCGAGCUUACAUGUUUGAAAAAGAUGCAGAUGGAUAUGUGUAUGACUACUACACUGUGAAGAAUGACAUGGAUGUAGGUGAGGAGGAUAUGGCUUCAAAUCCAUUCCCACUGGUAAAGGUGGAUGAUGAGGAUUUCUAUGAUGUGCCAUAUGAGUCAGAAUAUGAUAGUGAAGAUUCAAAUGCUGAAGAUAAUCCAAGAAAUGAUUAUCCUGAUGAAUCAUCUGAAGAGGAGGAGGAGGAAGAGGAUGAGGAUGAGGAGACUAAAGCGUCUGAUCAAUCAGGAGAAGGAAGUAGCAAAUCUUCAGAAGUUGGGAGCGUGAGUGGCUAUGAUGAAGAAGUUUUAUAUGAAGUUGAUCCCUAUGAUGAUAUCAAUGGCGAUUCUAAUCAUCUUGGUCAUGGUAAUAGCGAUUAUGAUACUGACGGUGAAGAUUGGAGAUGGUCUUACAGAUGAAAUCUGGCUUUUUUUGGCAACUAGAGUGGUCUGUUUGGACAUCAUUUUGCUUCCUAUUAUCUCUGUUCAUAAUUAGAUCCAAAUGGAUUCAGUGUUGGAAAGACCUCACCUUGGAGGACCUGUAUAGUUGCUAAUAUCAUAGUUCUGGUGUUUUUUCCAUGUUAA